Mytilinidion resinicola is the source of this 1572-nucleotide messenger RNA. RefSeq names its product putative MFS transporter. The transcript is spliced from 4 exons. Gene Ontology annotation, molecular function: transmembrane transporter activity. NCBI's taxonomy places the organism in Eukaryota, Fungi, Ascomycota, Dothideomycetes, Mytilinidiales, Mytilinidiaceae. The record is from RefSeq and is a predicted model, not a curated record. The coding region runs from base 1 to 1572 and encodes 523 amino acids. Gene Ontology annotation, biological process: transmembrane transport.
AUGUUUGCAAUUUUAGUGGCCCUUUUUCUCUCGCUUUUCAUAGCAGCUUUGGACGCGACAAUUGUAGCGACAGCAAUUCCGACUAUAUCUUCCGAACUGAACUCUGCAUCUGGCUAUACAUGGAUUGGCGGUGCAUAUCUUCUCGCAAAUGCUGCCGGUUCGCCCAUUUGGUCCAAGCUUUCGGAUAUUUGGGGACGGAAGCCAAUCCUGCUAACAGCAGUCACCAUAUUCUUUGGUAGCUCCAUCCUCUGUGCGCAAGCACCUUCAAUGGGUCUGCUUAUUGUAGGGAGAUCUUUCCAAGGCACUGCCGGUGGUGGGCUCAUACAGCUCGUGAACAUCACUAUUUCAGACUUGUUCAGCAUGAGGAGUCGUAGUCUGUACCUGGGUCUCCUAGAGUUCGUGUGGGCCCUGGCCGGAGGUAUCGGUCCCAUCAUCGGGGGUGUUUUGGCUGAAUAUGUAUCCUGGAGAUGGAUUUUCUGGAUCAACUUGCCGGUUUCCGGGAUAACCUUUUUUCUAAUCCUUAUAUUUCUAGAUGUACACAACCCGAAGACAAAGAUACUGGAUGGCAUAAAGGCAAUUGAUUGGUGGGGAAGCAUGUCCAUCCUCGGCCUGACCCUGAUGCUACUUCUGGGACUUGAUUUCGGAGGUGUACUAUUUGCUUGGAAUUCUGCUACCGUCAUCUGUCUCAUCGUAUUUGGAAGCCUCAUGUCUAUACUGUUUGUUUUCAGCGAGAAACGGCUUGCACGAUAUCCACUUAUGCCUUUGGACCUCUUCCGAAACCGGUCCAAUGUUGCAAGUCUAGUACUAUGCUUCUUACACGGGAUUGUCUUCGUCGCUGGAGAAUAUUAUAUGCCCCUGUACUUUCAAUCCGUCCACGGCGCAUCACCGUCAAGGUCUGGUCUCCUCGUUCUCCCCAUAACCUUCGGGGCAGCCCUCAUGGGCAUCACUGCUGGAUUCGCGAUACACCGCAGUGGACGAUAUUUAGAGAUCGUUUGGGUCGGCACGGUCCUCCUUACCAUCGGCACUGGGUUAUACAUCCACUUUGAUGCCAGGUCUUCGAUAGCCGAAAUCAUCAUAGUCGAGACCAUAGCAGGAUUCGGCGGAGGUUUGCUUUUUGAGCCCCCGCUCAUCGCACUUCAAGCUUUCGUGCCACAAAAAGACGUAGCGACGGCCACAGCAACCUUUGGCUUCAUUCGGAAUCUUGCAACGUCAUUGUCCAUCGUAAUUGGUGGCGUCAUCUUCCAGAACUGCAUGGAGACCCGAGCACCAUUCUUGAAGGCUGCUGGCGUACAAGACACGCUGGUCCAGAAAUUCUCCGGUGGUGAGGCUGCUGCCAAUAUUCUGUUGAUCGGGACUAUAAAAGACGCGAACCAACAGCGCGCAGUCAAAGAGGCAUUUGCGUGGAGUCUGAGAUUUAUCUGGAUAUUUUAUGCAUGUAUUGCUGCGUGUGGAGUAGUUACGGGCUUCUUUAUCGUACGGAAAGUGCUCAGCGAAGAUCAUGUCGAGACCAAGACGGGAAUCGCUGAUGUGAAAGACAACGCGACUCUUAGGGACGACAUGAUCGCUCCUUGA